AAGCGCGCCAAGCUCGCAACAGUUAGCCACAGCUAGCCCGGCAUUAGGAGGAAGUGACCUUCAGAAUAAAAGCACAGCAAUGUGGGAAGGUGGUGAGAGGAGAGCGGUGGUGGUGACUGUGCACGUCGGGGCUUCAGUGAAAGAGGAUGCAUGGAGGUCUCAGACAGCUGGCAGGAACGUCCAUCCUCUUCGUGCGUGACGCGUCCGCUCUGCAGUCGGGUCCCUUCUGCCUGAGCCAGCUGCAUCAUGGGAGGCUCCACCUCCUCCCUUGUUGAGGAGGCCGAGGGCGACGCACCCCGGGGGGCUGCACUGCCUCCAUCCCCCAUCAUGGGAUGUCUGAGGAGCAGCCAGAGCACCUCCAUCCCCCGGCAGCUUCCCCGACCCGGCCGGCACAGAGAGCGCAGUUUCUCUUCUGGUUCGAUGCCCAUGCAGAGGAGCCAGUGGGCCUGUGGCUGUUGUACCUUUCUAAAUGCAGCCGGUGCCCCCCGCUGCUCCAUCUGUGAGGCCCCCCGGCGGAGAUCCGACACUCGCUGGAUGUGGCACGGGACCAGCAGGGAGGACGGUCGCUGGUCCUGCCCACGCUGCACGCUGGCCAACUCCCGCGACAGUCUUGCCUGCUCUCUGUGUGGCUACACCGGACCGAUGGACCGACCCCAGGGGUCAUCGGAAGACCAGCCCCGGCCCCAGCGCUCCAGCAGCUGCUCCGGCCCCCUGAGGCCGCCAUCGACAUCUCAAGAUAAAAAAAAGCCGGAAGACGCAGAUAAAAACAGCCUGACCUGGGAUUGUUUAAGGUGCACUCUGCAGAACACCCCAACCUCCAUGUCCUGCUCCGCUUGUGGCGGACCACGCAAACUGUCUCUGCCCCAAAUCCCUGCCGACUCCCUGCUCGUGCCUGAAGUGUGCGAUCAAACAGGAGUACAGCAACAACCAGAUCCCGCAGCGGGGGCGCUUUCCCUUUCCAUAUCCACACGAGGAGAGUGUUUACCGGUGGAAGCUUCAUAUCCACACACAAGCUCCUCGUCACUCGGUGCAGCGUCUUCGGCUCACAAUAAUCCUCUUCCCUGCAGUCGUAGAGAGGUGCCCCCUCCAGAUGUCUGCCUCAGCCAAACACACAACUUAAGUCCCUCUCCGUCAACGCUCGCCGUGUCACAUCUCUCCGCCCAACCUGAGCAACUGCCCGGCAGACGCCUCAGCAUCCUCAAGGAGGAAAUGUCCCCGCUGUCACCCGCACCAGACGCCUCGGGGUCGUUCCCAGCGUGCGUCGUGGUGGUUCCCGGGUCAGAGGAGUGGUCGUGUCCGGCGUGCACUCUCAUUAACAGGGUCAAAGCCAAACACUGCCUGGCCUGCCACACUCCUCAGCAACACGUGACACAGCUCAAACCUGCUCCGUCCCCGAAGAGGAAGGAGAGCAUGCUGGUGGAGGCGCUGCGGCAGAGCGACGAGGGAGAGGCCAAAGAGCUGUGGGAGAACAUCGUCAGCUUCUGCAGAGAGAACGCAGUGACGUUUGUGGACGACAGCUUCCCUCCCGGUCCGAAGUCCGUCGGCUUCCCGGCGGACGACAGCGUCCAACAUCGGAUCAGAAAGUGGCUUCGUCCUCAAGAAAUCAACUGCUGCAACUUGAGAGAGCGCGUCGUAAAGUGGUCCAUUUUCCGCACGCCUCGCCCUUCUGACAUCCUGCAGGGACUGCUGGGUAACUGCUGGUUCCUGAGUGCCUUGGCUGUUCUGGCCGAACGUCCCGAGCUGGUGGAGAAAGUGAUGGUGACCCGCCAGCUGUGCACAGAAGGAGCCUAUCAGGUGCGCCUGUGCAAAGACGGCUCGUGGACCACGGUGCUCGUGGACGACAUGCUGCCGUGUGACGAGAACGGUCACCUCCUCUUCUCUCAGGCGCAGCGGAAGCAGCUCUGGGUGGCUCUGAUUGAAAAAGCGCUCGCCAAGCUCCACGGUUCCUACUUCGCUUUGCAGGCGGGCCGCGCUAUCGAGGGCCUGUCCACGCUGACCGGGGCCCCCUGCGAGUCACUGGCCCUCCAGGUCAGCGCCACUAACCCGAAGGAAGAACCCAUCGACACAGACCUCAUCUGGGCCAAAAUGCUGAGCUCUAAAGAAGCAGGUUUCCUGAUGGGGGCAUCUUGUGGAGGUGGGAACAUGAAGGUGGAUGACUCGGAGUACGAGUCCCUGGGUUUACGUCCACGUCACGCCUACUCUGUCCUCGAUGUGAAAGAUGUCGACAGUCACAGGUUGCUGCAGCUGAGGAACCCGUGGGGCCGUUUCUCCUGGACUGGACCUUGGGCGGACGACUGGCCAAACUGGCCUCCGCACCUGAAGAGGGAGCUCUGCGCCCAGCGAGCUGAGGACGGCCUCUUCUGGAUGGACUUCUGGGAUUUCAUCAGGUACUUUGACUCAGUGGAUAUCUGUAAGAUUCAUUCAGACUGGCAGGAGGUUCGAGUACCGGGUGUCUUCCCCCGAGGAGCCAACAUCCCGGUGACGGUGGCGUCCAUCACGGUGCUGGAGAGAACGGCUGUGGAGCUGGCUUUAUUCCAGCAGGGCAGCAGGCGAUGGGACACAGCAGAGAGCCACCUGUUGGAUUUGUGUGUGUUGGUGUUUCGGGUCUCCUACGACAGCUCAGGUACCCUGUCGCUGGGUCGCCUGCUGGCUCACAGCCGGCGCUCGGUGAGGAGGUUCGUGGGCUGCGACAUCAUGCUGGAGCCGGGUGAAUAUGCCGUGCUCUGCUGCGCCUUUAACCACUGGCACACCGCUGUCGCAGAGGGGACAUCGAGCUGCAGCAGAUCAGAGGUGCCCGGUUACAUGCUGGCGGUCUACAGCUCCAGACUGGUGAUGGUGGAGCAGGUGACGGCCUCAAACACCACCAUCGCCGACGCCAUCAUCCAGCUGACGGAAACUAAAGGAGAGAGACACGAGGGUCGAGAGGGGAUGACGUGUUACUACCUGACCCACGGCUGGGCGGGGCUCAUCGUCAUGGUGGAAAACAGACACCCGAGGCAUCACCUCCACGUGUCGUGUGACUGCAGCGACAGCUUCAACGUGGUGUCGACGCGCAGCAGCCUCAAAGCCAUCGACAGCAUCCCCCCUCUGCACAGACAGGUACUCGUGGUUUUGUCUCAGCUGGAAGGAAACGCUGGAUUCUCCAUCACACACAGGCUGGCUCAUCGGAAGGCCGUCCAGGCCUCUCUGGGAAACUGGAGUCCCUCGAAGGCGACACACAGUCCCGCUCUGUGCCCGGAGACCGCCGGUCUGCAUCAGCCCCGACCCCUCUGACCGCAGACCGGGAGGAACCAGAUAACAGACCCGAUUCAUACACGAGACCUCAUCAUGGAGGCAGCUUCUCUAAAAGAACAGUCCAACACUUUAGGAAAUACCCGUCUGUCUCAUUUGACUGAAAUAUAUUUGCAAAGAGACGAUCAUAUUGAUUGAGCAGACUCUCUGGAGACAGAAAUAAUCUCACUGGUUGAGUCUGAUCACACAGUGGACUGACAGAGAGGUGUAUCAAUGUGCCAACUCCUUUCAGAGGGAUUAUAUUUAAUUCAUUAAAAAUUAUAUUUCCACUUUAUUUCAUCAACAUAGUUGGAAGCAAUUCAGGCAUCAGUUAGUUUAAGUAAUUAAAAUAGAUAUUUUGGAUAUUUGGCAACGUUUUCCUCUCAAGCAGCGAUUCUUAAACUUUUCUCAUUAAUGUUCCACCUUUAUAAAAUAUUUUUUUCACCACCUCCUGACCAGCGAAAAAUUUAGGGAUGGCUGGAUAUCACUUUUCCAUGUCCGAUACCGAUGCCAUAAUCUUCAGUAUCUGCCGAUAUCAAUCCAAUACUGUCUUUUUCCCUCUCAUAAACAACUACGCUGUUGAGUUUCAAACUGUGAUACAAAUACUCUACUGCCACGAAGGAGGAAGUGCAGAACCCAUAACGUGACUCAGUGACGAUGCUGCAGCUGCUAUUUAUUUAAGCUUUUAUUCAUGAGCACCAUUCAAACAUUCAAAUGGAAAUUUAAAGAAAUUACAUGAAUUGCAUUUGGCUGUUAUGCUUUUUUUCUCCCAAAUGGCAAUUUGAGAAUAUCAGUUUUGGCCACUAUCAAACAUCGUGAACAUGAUUGCGUUUGUUGCUUUCUUAUUCUUCUUCUGUGAGGCAGUUGACAAUUUGAAAACAGGAAUAUUAACUAUAAAAUGGGUUUUAUUGAACUUAUUGUAAUAUAAUUAUUAUAGGACUUAUUCAUUUUAGAAUAAUGUCACGUUCCCCCUGCAGUACUCCAAAAGAAACCCAGGCGGACACAUACUCCCGUUUGAGAAACAAGCACUGUACUGUAUAAUCAGCAAAUUGAACUCAACAAUACUGCAGGUGAACACCAGUUAUUAGCUUAUAUAUAUAAUAUAUUGAUCUGCAGUUAUCAAAGAGCAUGCCUCUGUUACAUUCCAUAAACAUCUUAUUUUUUAUUCAUCUGUGUCGUGUUCCACAUCACAGACCUGGAUGUUUUCUUUAGCUUCUCAUAUUUUAUGUAAGAAACACUAAACAUGUGCUGGCUCACAGAUCCGGUAAAAGAGACUUAAUCAAUAUAGAUACAUGAUAUUUAUUGAUGCUUAUAGUCUGUAAAACGUCCUGUAUCUCAGGUAAGUGAGAAAAUAUAUUUUUGUGACUUGUGUGAACUGACUGUAAGUCAAAAAGUGAGAUUAUUUAUUUCUGUCUCAGGAGCAGCUCUGCCUCCAACCGAUCCACAGACCUCCACAAACACAUUUAGAUGAGUGAACACAUGAUGCACUUUAUAUUUUACAAACACAUUUCAGAUCACAGGCUGGUCUUCAGGUCCAAACUGUCUUAAUUGCACUGUUGAUCAAUCGAUAGAAGUUUAGUUAGUUGUGUCUGAACCGGCUGCCAAGAAUAUUCACAGUGACAACACAAACAUGGUGUUUAUUCUCUUCAGUGUUAUUCAGUCGUACUGCAGUUUUAAUACUUAGUACAGUGCAACAUGUAGGAUGUUUAAAGGGUCAGUGUGUAUUUUGCAGCCAAUGGAUUUUUAUUCUGAAAUGAGAAAAACAAAAUCAGGAAACAAGCUGUUUUCUAAAUGUAGUUUUUCUCAUUUCAGAGUAAAAAUCUGAUGGCUGCAGAGUAGACACUGACCUUGAAUAAAGUCUAGUAGUGUUAGAGUGGAGGCUCGCUGUGUGGAAGCAUUAGCACUUUAUGAACUUUAAACUAUGCUGGACUCUGGUGUUUUAAAAUUGCACAGUGGAGAAAAAACAUUUUGUGCUUAUUAAUCGAAAACCACCAUCUUAUUGUUAGAGACAACAUAUAAACUAUGCAAAUGUUUGAAAGCUGUUAUGAUGCUUUGUGAAUUAAAACGUGAAGCUGUUU
Dicentrarchus labrax (European seabass) is the source of this 5348-nucleotide messenger RNA. RefSeq names its product calpain-15-like. Gene Ontology annotation, biological process: proteolysis. The coding region runs from base 247 to 3273 and encodes 1008 amino acids. The transcript has 14 exons. NCBI's taxonomy places the organism in Eukaryota, Metazoa, Chordata, Actinopteri, Moronidae. The record is from RefSeq and is a predicted model, not a curated record. Gene Ontology annotation, cellular component: cytoplasm. Gene Ontology annotation, molecular function: calcium-dependent cysteine-type endopeptidase activity.